Molecule: messenger RNA, 2031 nt
Organism: Plasmodium vivax (malaria parasite P. vivax)
Lineage: Eukaryota; Apicomplexa; Aconoidasida; Haemosporida; Plasmodiidae
Exons: 1
Coding region: 1-2031 (676 amino acids)
Source: RefSeq, a predicted model, not a curated record
AUGAUAAUUCACACCACCAGUUAUGUUAGCCAGCCGUUGAAAUUGCCCCUGCUACCCGAGAUGAGUCACCCGAAUUCGUAUUCAUCUCUUUCCCCGCGCAACAACACCUGUGGGAGCAGCAGCAGUAGCAGUAGUAGCGGAAGUAGCGGCAGUGGAGGUAGCUGCAGCAGUAGCGGUAGCGGUAACAGCAGCACGAAUAGCAGUGGGAGCUGUAACAACCAAGGAGGGAAAAGCAACACAAAUCAGCUGAAUGACCCCGAUUUUGAAGAAGCAUGUGAUAUUAGACUAAUGAACACCCCGGAGAAUAUGAAAUUUUCGCAGUCUCCUCCGACAAGCUCCCUACAUGCAUCGUCUUUACAUCUAACCGAUGUGAAUGAGUUAGUCCUUUCGCCCAACCAGCAGAUAUACUCGAACAGCCCCUUAAAGUCUCCCAAUACUACGCCCUUAACCCCAGCGUCUCCCAUUUUUGAUUCCAACUAUAAUGAAGAGAACAUGGAAAAGGUGAGCUCCAAUUAUUUCGUCUCAUCCCCCUACAGAAAUGACAUUUUCUCCGAAUUCGAUAUGCUGGGAUCCUUUUUUGAGUCGCUCGAUGAAUUGGAAAAUAAAAGUGACUACACGGAGAGUAGCAGCAAUGAGAACUCCAAGUUUAGCCACGACUUUUCGCUUGACAUGUGUGGAGGGAAAAAGGGGAAAAAGGGGAACAUACAAAAGGAUGAAGUCAUUUACAAUUUUAAGAGGGACAAUUACAAGAAGGUGUUCCACGCAUGGUGCAAUAAAGGGAAGCACGAAUUGAACUACGAUAAUAAGAAGUUCGGCUCCAUUAUGGAGUGGAUUAAUUAUAUAGAAGAGCUCAUGUCGCAUGAGGGGCAAAAUGAUAACAAGGGCGACGAGGAGGAAGAGCGACAGCCCCGGCAGGAGCAGCAGAUGGGAGGACAGCUAGGAGGGCAGAUGGGAGAACAUCUGGAGGAGGAACACUGCGGGCUCCUGCACGAGAUGGAGCACGAUCUGGAGCACGAGCGGGAGCAGGAGGAUAUGAUCAAAAUUGGCAUGAGCCCCAACUUUUUUAGCGAGGAAAAUGUCUACCAGGUGGGCAGCAGCGCGUUUCGCAGUGAUGAGUACAUGUCCGUGGGGAAGGAAAACGGAGGGGGGAGCGAUGAAGUAGAUUACGGGGGAGGCGGCGUUGAUUACGGAGGAGGCGGCGUUGAUUACGGAGGUAGUGGCGGGGUGGAUUACUCUGUUAACAGCGGCGUGGGGGUGGGCUACCUGGUGAGCAGUGGAGUGGAUUACAUGGUGAGCAGCAUGGCCGACUAUGCCGUCAGCGGCGGGGCCGACUGUGGCAAUGACCAGGGAGAGUAUUACAAAGACGGUGGAGAUAACGGCGCCCUGAAGGAAGAGAGCAAAUGUGACAAUUUCUUAGCUAGCCAAAAUGUGAAUGUAAUGAUGAGCACCCCCGAACAGUGCAACAGUUCCUUCGUAGCGGAUAAUGUAAAUGCGUACCGGGCAGAUGAGAGAGGAGGUGGAGGAGUAGGAAUGAGCAGCCCGCAUGGUCACUGCGCUCUUCUCUCCUCGUCCUUAAUGAAGCCAAAUUAUGAUGCCAAUCCAUGCAUCAGCAAUUUCGGGGGGAAGCAGAAUUUGCUACCAGAGUACAACAACGCGGAGGAUAACAUCACCUACUGUAAUAGUGACUCCAGGCAGGAGGGGAUGGGCGAUUAUUUCCUCCCCUCAGCGAUGAACGGCGCGCAGAUGCAGAGCGGCUCCUGUGGUGUGGGCGGCAGUGGCUUUGUGUGGAACAGUGGCGCAAGUGCUGACGAGGGAAACGGUGCAGGGAACAUCGCCUCGAAUGUAGCAAACGUGGCGAACGCGGCAAACGCGGCAAGCGUGGUGGAUAACCUUGCGGGGAAUCACCACGCCCACGUGGCCCAACCCGUAGGCGCGGAAAAGGUUGGGGCGCAGAAUGAAAAGGACGAGGCUGACAAUAGCGCGCCUUCGUCCAACUGUGCUGACGUCCCAAACCCAUGGAUGGCUCAGUGA